Racocetra persica is the source of this 276-nucleotide messenger RNA. NCBI's taxonomy places the organism in Eukaryota, Fungi, Glomeromycota, Glomeromycetes, Diversisporales, Gigasporaceae. The record is from the annotation of a GenBank genome assembly.
ACAAAAACUACAACAGAUUGUGAUGUAUCCAGUGUUGUUUUUUAUGGGGUUAAUCUUACAAUACCAUUGAUUAGUCUUCAGGUUUUGAAGAUUCCGAAAAUCUGUAAAGAAUAUAUGAGGUUAAUUGCACAUAUUGUGGAAUUUUACCCGGAUAAAUUAGGAGUUCUUCCUGCUGAAUUACUUAAUAAUUUAUUUGCGUCUCUGGAAUAUGGAAUUGAAAAAUAUCCUUUAUUUGCUAAUAUCGAUUCAUCUCGAUUUUUUAAUAUAAUCCCUUAA